This is a messenger RNA of Tilletiaria anomala UBC 951, 1498 nucleotides long. RefSeq names its product DUF1771-domain-containing protein. The record is from RefSeq and is a predicted model, not a curated record. The coding region runs from base 363 to 1316 and encodes 317 amino acids. NCBI's taxonomy places the organism in Eukaryota, Fungi, Basidiomycota, Exobasidiomycetes, Georgefischeriales, Tilletiariaceae. The transcript has 3 exons.
GAUCAUGAUUUCUGCGCCUCCAGUAGGAGCCAGGGCGAACUUGGAGAUUGGGGGAGCUGAGAAGAGAUGUGCCGGAGUGGCCGAAGAGGCGGAUGGAUGAAUUGCUUCAUUUUUCUUUGCUUAAAGGGUUGAGAGGCAUAUUCAGACUCUUGCACCAUGAUCUGUGAUAAAGUUAUUCUACUCCAUCCGCAGGACCGUGAAGAGCUGGAGGGCUAAUCACAUUCACCCCCCUGACCCUGCAAACUACGUGGUGUCAGUCCACGCGCGCCUUCGGUAGCAUCGAGAGCCGCCCGCCCAAACGUCCUUUCGUAAGCUCGAUCACUUCGCCCGUAUCUCUCCUCUGGGUUGGACUUCCUGUCGCCAUGGUGGAUAUCAUCCGAUUCCUGAACCAGCAUCAGGGCCAGAUCAUCCGGCUCGCCAAAAAGGCAUUCAAAUGGUUCAAGAAGCACCAGAGCCAGCAGCAGCAGCAGCAACAACAACAGCAACAACAACAUCCGCAGCAGCAGCAGGGAUACAGCUCUUACGCUGGUGCCGCAGGGGGCGGCGGAGGAUACCCCCAGCAGCAACAACAACCGUACGGAUACCCACAGCAACAACCGCCAUUUCAGCAAGUGCAGCCUCAGGCAUGGGGUAAUGGAGGACCUUCAUACGACCAUCCACCACCUCAGGGGCAUUACCGGCCUCCCUCGUCUUCCCUCCCGGUCCCGCAAACGGGCAUCAAGCCCAACCACCCGAACUACCACGAUAAUGAGGUCAACCAGAAGGACGAGCGGUAUAGGCAGCUUCGCGCCAACGCGCAAUCCGAGGGGAACCAGAUGGCGAAAUGCUUUGAUGAGUCGCAUAGAGCUUAUUCGGCUGGUGACCGUGCCAGGGCGAAGGAGCUGAGUAAUGAGGGCCACCAACACAAAGAACGCAUGGAGAGCCUGAACAGGGAGGCCGCAGACUGGAUUUUCAAGGCCAACAAUGAAGACAGCGCACCAAAUGAGAUCGACUUGCACGGACUGUACGUCCAAGAAGCUAUCGAGCGAACGGAGGUGCGCAUCAAGGAAGCACAACGCCAAGGCAUACCCGACCUACGUGUGAUUACGGGCAAGGGCAAUCAUAGCGCUCAGCACGUCGCCAAGAUCAGGCCUGCUGUUGAGAAGCUCAUGCAAGACCUGCACCUCAGCGCGGAGAUGGAUCCACACAAUGCUGGCGUUGUCGUCGUGCAUAUCUCCGGAGGAGGAGGCGGCGCCGGCAUUUACCGAGACGCAGGCUUCACGCGGGAGCUUGCAAAGCAAGCUACUGGGGAUGCCGAUCAGUGCAUCGUCAUGUAAGUGUCUAUUGUAUCUGGCACUCAGAGGCAACCUAUCUGCGAUACACAUGGUGAAUUUGUGCUGGCCGUUCGAGCACCAGUCCGUGUGGAAAGAUGCAUACACCGGGUUGCCUAGUUUACAAAGUGAGCCGAGAAAGAAAGUCCGCAGUUCGAUGUGCCCCGCUUCGAAGAGUGCCGUGCUUA